CCUCCUGUGAGUUCACUUGCGAAGAUAAUAGUUUUUUAAUUGGUCCGAUUAACAUGAUCCCGCCCUCUCGAGACAUCGUCUCGAAGGUACUUUAAUUUCCGUUGUUUUCCGCUUGGAUACCAAGGAGAAAGGACGCAGUGAACUUCUUUGGAGCUUGGAGCCAAUAAGUCAGCCUUGUUGGAAUAAAAUAAUUUUCUCAACGCUGAAAUAAAGCCGUUUGAACAACUAAUAAGAAGGAAAUUACAUUUCCUCGUGUAUGUGAACCGGAGGAUUGGAGCCUGCAUCCAUCCAAGUUCACAUUAAAAGAAAAACUUCGUCUUGGCUGGGUUUUUUGUUUCCUCCUUUCAUUCGUUUCAUUGGAUGUGGAUGAAAAAUUCGAAACUGGAUAAAGACUCUGGAUAAAGACUUUUCCAACAGAUGAAGAUGGCGAGCUUAUGCCCGGAAACCAACUGAUUUGAAUUUAGACGGACUGUCUGGUUUGAAUUUUUGUUUAUUUUUUUGUAUAUAUUUGUGUAUAUAUUGCCGGCUUAAAUUGUAAAUAGUUUUUGUAUUAAUAUAAUUAUUUUGUUACUCAUCUCGACUCCAGUUAUUUCAGUUACUAAACAUUAUUUUCCUUAUUGUAAUCUCCGAGAACCUAGUUCUCAGCCCAAAUACAAUCGCAUUCACAACAGAACCCCGUCAUCUCGAACCGGGGGUUACAGGUGGCUCUUACAUCACAGCUGAUGAAGACUAUGGAGCGGCUACUUCUCAUCCACCUCAGGCCACAAGUGGCGCAUGCUCAGGACCCCCUUCAGUUUGACUACCGGUCAGCCAUUGGUGUGGAGGAUGCCAUCCUACAUCUUCUUUAUCACACCCACUUGCACCUGGAUAAAGUUGGUGGGACUGUGAGGAUUCUCUUCCUGGAUUUCUCAAGUGCCUCUAACACCAUCCAGCCCCCUAGGCUUCAGGAAAAGCUAGUGGGGAUGCAAGUGAACUCCCAUCUGGUGUCGUGGAUUUCGGACUAUCUAACUGACAGGCCACAGUUUGUCAGACUGGGGAAUAUCCUGUCGGACACUGUGACCUGCAGUACGGGGGCACCUCAGGGGACAGUGCUGGCCCCCCUUCUCUUCACCCUUUACACCUCAGACUUCUGUUACAGUUAGGAGCUGUGUUACAUCCAGAAGUUUGCAGAUGACACGGCUAUCAUAGGCUGCAUUAAGGAUGACAGAGAGGAGGAAUAUAGGGGUCUGGUUGACGACUUUGUUGUCUGGAGCGAUGACAACUCCUUACAACUUAACACCGUUAAGACCAAGGAGUUGGUCAUUAAAAAUCAAAUCCAGGCAGUGUCCACAGCCAGUGAUGAUCAAGGGGGAUGAGGUGGAAAUUGUUGAGAACUAUAAAUACCUAGGCUUGUGGUUGGACAGUAACUGGUCUCAUAACACAAAUCACUUGUACAAGAGGGGCCAGAGCAGACUGUACUUUUUAAGGAGACUGCAAUCUUUUAACAUUUGUAAGAAAUUGCUGCAAAUAUUUUAUCAGAGUGUGGUAGCCAGUGCCUUGUUUUACGCCGUGGUGUGCUGGGGGGCAGCAUAGCCAAGAGGGACUCCAACAGGUUGGAUAAAUUGAUCAGGCGUGCGGGCUCUGUGGUCGGGAUGACCCUCGACUCUCUGGUGACAGUGGUAGAGAGGAGAACCAUGAGAAAACUCCACUUUAGGUGGGAGGGCGAGGGGCAGUAAUGCAAUAUUAGCACUUUAGCACCUCUGUUACUUGGUUCUCCUGUUGGUGUCUGCCAGGUGGUCUUUUAUUGCACUGUAGUGGUAGCCUAUUGUAUUUAUUUUACUUUUAAUCUUUAUAUUUAAUUUUAUGUUUUUAAAUCUUUUUUACUCCAGCACUUUUUACUAUUCUGCACAUUACACUUAUUUUUUUUUCUGUGUUGUUAUGGGCGCUGGAAACCAAUUUCCCCGAGGGAACUCUCCCAAAGGGAUAAAUAAAGUUUAUUGAUUUGAAUUGAACUAAUUAAUUUUUUUAAAAGCUUUUUAUCUGAGUUUGUUCUACAUUAUAAAAUGUAGAACAAAAGACUGGUGAUUCCAUAGUUUUUUCUCGGGGUUGUACAUAAAUGAAAACUCAUUUAACCGUCCUUGAUGGUCAAAUACCAAUAUAUAAUACUGUAGUAAUAAAAAACAAACUAUACACAUAGCUUCCAAAUUCUUUCUCACAUUUUUUAUUUGUAUUUCAUGUAUAAGAUUUUACACAGAUAAUAAACUUGUAACUGUGGGUUCGCAGCUCUUCAAUGGCUAUUGACUGGAUUGGAUAUGGCUAUGCUGCGACAAUCUUGCUGUAAGGAUAUAUGGGAUGCUAGAGAAAAGGUCGAGAGUCGUAAGCUCCAUCGGUAUCAUUUUCUUUGGUGGAGGAAUAAAACCACAAAAAGAACGAGUUGUGAUUAUUAUACAUGUCAGUCAAAGGCAGUGUCACGUCUCUGAUGGCCGGUUUGGUCUUUGGUGGACUGUCUGCUUAUGGCGCCUUUAACAUCUCCAAUAAGCCCACUGACAUCAAGGUUGUUGUUGCAGUUGCUUCCGGGCUCCUUUCUGUGGUGAUUGGGUCCAGGUACAAGAAUUCAGGCAAACUAGUGCCAGCUGGAAUUAUGACAAUUCUAAGGUCAGAAUUAAACUCCGUCACGGUCCAUUAAACACAUUCCAACACUUGUCUGAAUGGUUCCAAAGUCCAAACAAAUAGCAGAAUGGAUCAUUCCUUUCUACAGUUUAUUGAUGGUAUGAUCUGUGAUAGGUGAUUCCAGGUUUGAUAUUGGUAACGCCAAUCAAAUGUGUUUACAUCAGGGGGUGGAAGCAUUAUAAUUCUGCCUGUCAUGCAAUACCAAAAACAAAUAAAACCCCUGAUUAAAAAACAAACUUAAUGUUUUUCCUGAAAAAAGUACAUAUUUCUUUAAUUGUUACAUACCCGAAGUAGCGCCCCCCCACAAUUACUUUUUUCCAGAUUUAGCAUUGGAAAGAGCUACAUAUAAGGCAUGUUUUUUUUUUUCCACUUUUUUCUUAAAAGUGUAAUUGAAAAAAAACUUUAUGUAUGUAUGUAUGUAUGUAUUAGGGCUGUCUUAGGGCCGCGUUAACGCGCGGUAAUUAA
Messenger RNA from Corythoichthys intestinalis (scribbled pipefish), 3114 nucleotides. RefSeq names its product transmembrane protein 14C-like. The coding region runs from base 2429 to 2665 and encodes 78 amino acids. The transcript is spliced from 4 exons. Gene Ontology annotation, cellular component: mitochondrial membrane. Gene Ontology annotation, biological process: regulation of heme biosynthetic process. Lineage: Eukaryota; Metazoa; Chordata; Actinopteri; Syngnathiformes; Syngnathidae. The record is from RefSeq and is a predicted model, not a curated record.